GCACAACAAUAGGUGAUUCUUAAACAACUAGUUCCCACAAAGGAAAGACACUCUUUUUCACUCUUCUCUCUCUCUUUCUCUCUGCAGCAUCAUCAUGAGCAGAGAAAUGACAAUCCCAGUGAUCAAAGAAGAAGACGAAGGAACAAAGGAAGUGGUUCAAGAAAAAGAUGAAGAGGUUCAACGAAAAGGGGAAGAAGCGUCUCACCCUCACGCCUUUCAUGUCUCUGGUCCUCGCAAUUUGACCAAUCUUAACUGGAGAGACCUUAUCAGUUCUAGCUGGAAGGAUGCAAAUUACAAAAGAACUGUGAUUGCUUGUUUUAUACAGGCAGUUUACCUGGUUGAACUUGACAGACAGGAGAACAGAAGCCCAGAAAAUGCUCUAGCUCCAAAUUGGUGGAUUCCCUUCAAGUACAAACUCACUCAAACACUGAUUGAUGAAAGAGAUGGAUCCAUUUUUGGUGCAAUACUUGAAUGGGACAGAGCUGCAGCAAUGGCUGACUUAGUUCUAAUCAGACCAAGUGGUGCCCCCAAAGCCGUUUUAGCUCUAAGAGGAACAUUGCUCAAAAGCCCUACAAUGCGCAGAGACAUCGAAGAUGACCUUAGAUUUCUAGCCUGGGAAAGCCUGAAGGGCUCUGUCAGAUUUAAGGUAGCUCUGGAGGUACUAAAAUCUGUCUCAGACACAUAUGGAAGCAGCAAUGUUUGCAUUGCAGGGCAUUCAUUGGGAGCUGGUUUUGCUCUUCAAGUGGGAAAAGCAUUGGCAAAGGAUGGCAUUUAUGUGGAGACACAUUUGUUCAAUCCACCUUCUGUUUCACUGGCCAUGAGUCUGAGAAACUUUGGGGAAAAGGCUGAGUUGGUUUGGAAGAAACUUAAAUCCAUGCUUCCUUCUUCAAGUAGUGAAGAAGGUCAAGGUAUUGGCAAUGGUGGAGACAAGACUGUGAGCAUAGGAUUGAAGAGUUGGAUACCACGGUUAUCUAGCUUCAAGAAUGCUGGUUUUGGGGUGGGAAAAUGGGUUCCUCAUUUGUAUGUAAACAACAGUGACUAUAUAUGUUGCUCUUACACAGACCCUGAAUGCUCAGAGGAGAAGAAUGAUGGUGACAAGGAGAAUGUUUGUCCGACAAAUGGACAUGGACAAGUUGCAGCGAAGUUGUUUGUGGUGACUAAGGAAAAGCAGAAGUUUCAUGAAGCUCAUGCCUUGGAACAGUGGUGGUCUAGUGAUGCACAACUUCAGCAGGCGAAUAGCAAACUCAUAAGCAGACAGCUUAAAUCAUUGUAUACAACAACUAAUGUUUCUUCGCAGGUAAUGCAGGGAACACCACCCAGAUAACAAUGGUUUGGAAGAAGUGAGUACCUAGGUAACAACAAUGUUUGUGAAAUAAGUUCUAGGUCAUAAUUAUACUUUAGGCUUUCUUAUAAUCUUCCUUCAAACAGAUUGUACCAUUGUCUUUCUUAUAAUCUUCAGAUAGUGAUCGAAGAGCUAA
Messenger RNA from Vigna umbellata (rice bean), 1478 nucleotides. Its product is annotated as GDSL esterase/lipase At4g10955-like. NCBI's taxonomy places the organism in Eukaryota, Viridiplantae, Streptophyta, Magnoliopsida, Fabales, Fabaceae. The record is from RefSeq and is a predicted model, not a curated record.